This is a messenger RNA of Penicillium crustosum, 1245 nucleotides long. Its product is annotated as AAR2 splicing factor family protein. The coding region runs from base 1 to 1245 and encodes 414 amino acids. The record is from RefSeq and is a predicted model, not a curated record. NCBI's taxonomy places the organism in Eukaryota, Fungi, Ascomycota, Eurotiomycetes, Eurotiales, Aspergillaceae. Gene Ontology annotation, biological process: spliceosomal tri-snRNP complex assembly. The transcript is spliced from 2 exons.
AUGUCCACCCACCAGCCAACCCCAACAAUCCUCCUCCCGGACCUUCCACCAAAAACCCUUGUCGGCAUUGACCUCAUCACCUUCACAUCAACCCCUAACUUCCACGGAAUUCGCGACCUUUCCCCAGGAUGGCACUUCCUCUACACCGGCGCAACAGAGACCCUCUCCCUACGCAGCGGCGCAUGGUUCUACAUCGGUGACAUCACCACCGCAGGGAAAGGGAGCAGCGACACAGCGCUUGUCACGCAAGGCCGAAACAAAAACGGAACCCAAAAUGCACCGGUCCCAGAGAUCUACAUCUGGAAAUGGUGCGCGAACACAGAGUCCCUAGUAGCGCUGGACAGUGAAAGCGACUCCGCUCGCCAGGAGAGCAUGCGCUACAAGGCGAAUCUAGGUUCUGUGUGGCAGAGUGGCGGGUUAUUCAAAUAUCGCAGUCGGAUUGCUCCCUCGAUGCUUGUCAAGCCCGUGCCGCAAUCAGAAUCUGGCGAAAAGAACGAAGAAGACAAACCCAAACCCGAAAUCGAAGCUCGCAUUCAAACCGAAGAUGAUGCGCAAACCGAAGAAAACGGACGGAGGGAUUGGUCUGGACUAACCAACCGCAUUUCACCAACCCUUCUAUCGCGCGUUAUUGGGAAUCCGGAGGUCGAUGUGGACGGUCAUCCGCGAUGGGUGUUAUCGUCUGCUUCAACGGCCACCCGAGACGCGGAUCAUAUCCCCGGCAUCGACUCGCCCGCCGAGCUGGAAAUAAGCGAGGAAGCGGAACGCGAAUUCGGUUUCAUCCCGGUUGAUUUGAAACGGACGUGGAGAGAGGGUGCUGUCGGGCGCGAAAGGACUGAAGCUGCGAAAGAUCGGUCUUGGGCUCUGGGAGACUUGAUCGAUCGAGAGGCGUUUAUGAGUGAGGUUAUUCGGAUUCUGUCGUUGCAGCUGCAGCGAUGUGAUGAUGUUGAUGGUGGACUGUUUGAGAUCGAUGGUGAUGAGGGUGGUGCUUUCCUCCGCGAUCUACUCAUUAAGCUGCGUCAGUCGGUCGAUGACCUCGUUGGCGAUAGUGCUUCCGAGGUCAAAUUGGAGCUUGACAAGCUUGAGGAGUGGGUGAAGGCGGAAUAUGACUGGGAGCUUCGUCGUGGGGCUGUCGUUCGCCGUGGUAUGCUCCAAUUGGAGGACGGUGAACAGGUCGAAAUGGACUGGGAUGGGAAUGACGAAGACGAGGAGACUGGAGAGUAUGCCCCGGUGAUUGUUGAUAUGUGA